This is a messenger RNA of Osmia bicornis bicornis, 3460 nucleotides long. Its product is annotated as tyrosine decarboxylase-like. Lineage: Eukaryota; Metazoa; Arthropoda; Insecta; Hymenoptera; Megachilidae. The transcript is spliced from 3 exons. The coding region runs from base 702 to 2366 and encodes 554 amino acids. Gene Ontology annotation, biological process: amino acid metabolic process. Gene Ontology annotation, molecular function: pyridoxal phosphate binding; carboxy-lyase activity. The record is from RefSeq and is a predicted model, not a curated record.
GAAGAUCUGGCACCGGUCGUUAAAUGAAUUUAAUGAAAAUUUUGAGAAACUUGUAAAUUAUUGAAGGAAUUUUUAAGGGGGACACUGUAAUCCCUUUCGAUCUCCAUUUACUGUAAACGAGCGUAACGAGGGACUUGGUGAUCGCUAAAUUACAAGGAACCAGGUAAAUGAAAAUUGUACACGAUUGCCGAAGCUCCGCCUUAAUUUUAUCUGGCCGAAGCAGGGAUGUACGAAGAGGAGGUGCGCAUAAAACUGACCGGCGCUUUGGCAGGUGCUACCAGUCUCAGCUCCAACGUGGAACAAACUUGUUACGUGUUUCCCUCCGCGAUCGAGCCGCGUUCAAAUAAUUACCUUCUUCGAUAUAUAAUCCAGUUAUUCGAUCGAAUAACAAACGUCAAAAGUUCCUCCAUCCGGUAAUAGAGAAAAUCGAAAGGAGAAGUGAGUGAAAUUAUUUGAAUCCAUCGAAAACGCGCUCUUCUUAAAAAAGUGUGUCAUUCGUCAGAGAACGCAAAGAACAAAAGGUAUUUCAUCUAAGAUAUUUUGUUGCUCAUCGAAUGACGUUUAUUUUAUCCUCGAUAAAAGGACGCUGAAAAUAAUGUCACAAUCACGUACAUGCUGUCGCCGAGAACGUGCUUAAUCAAACACGACAUUCAUUGCACGAAUUAGCUACGAGAAUACCUGUAUUUCAGCCGGCAAUUAUCAUGAACAUCGAUGAGUUUCAAGUACGCGGCAAGGAGAUGAUCGAGUACAUUUGCGAGUACCUUCGUACCUUGGAAGGAAAAAGGGUUACCGCGAACGUGGAUCCAGGGUAUCUUCGGCCACUUCUCCCUAAGGAAGCUCCGGCUAAAGGGGAGUCAUGGGAUGCGAUUAUGAGGGACGUCGACUGCAAAAUAAUGCCCGGGAUCACCCACUGGCAGCAUCCACGGUUUCACGCGUAUUUCCCGGCAGGGAACUCGUUUCCCUCGAUCCUGGGGGACAUGCUGUCCGACGCAAUCGGCUGCAUAGGGUUCUCUUGGGCGGCCAGCCCGGCCUGCACGGAACUGGAAACAAUCGUUCUCGACUGGUACGCGAAAGCGUUGGACCUUCCAGCGGAGUUCCUGGCCGAGCAUAAAAGCUCGAAGGGCGGUGGAGUGAUACAAGGGUCCGCCUCCGAGUGUAUUCUGGUCACGAUGCUGGCGGCGCGUACCCAAGCGAUCAGAACGCUGAAGGAACAAGACCCGAACACCGAGGACUCGGCCUUUCUGCCACGAUUGGUAGCCUAUUGUUCGACGGAAGCUCAUUCCUGUGCAGAAAAGGCAGCGAUGAUCUGUCUGGUGAAGCUUCGGGUUCUAGAGCCGGACGAGAAGGGUUCCCUACGAGGUAAGCGUCUUGAAUCCGCGAUCAGAAAGGACGUGGCCAACGGGUUGGUACCGUUCUUCGUUACGACCACCCUCGGCACAACAGGAUCGUGCGCAUUCGACAAUCUCGUUGAAAUCGGACCGGUGUGCAAGCUUUACCCCAAUAUAUGGCUACACGUGGAUGGAGCUUACGCUGGAAGCGCCUUUAUCUGUCCGGAAAUGAGACCGUUUAUGGCUGGCAUCGAGCACGCGGACUCGUUCAACACAAACCCCAACAAGUGGCUGCUGGUCAACUUCGAUUGUUCCUGCAUGUGGGUGCGGGACCGAGUCAAGCUAACGUCAGCUUUGGUCGUUGAUCCGUUGUAUCUGCAACACGCCAGGUCUGGAGAGUCCAUCGAUUACCGUCAUUGGGGAAUCCCGUUGAGCAGAAGAUUCAGGGCACUGAAGCUUUGGUUCGUCUUAAGAUCAUACGGAAUCACUGGAUUGCAGAAGUACAUAAGAAACCAUAUCAGACUGGCCAGACGUUUCGAGACACUGAUGAGAAGGGAUAAGAGGUUCGAGAUCACCAACGAUGUCAGGGCAGGUCUGGUCUGUUUCAGACUGAAGGAGAGCGACGAGAUAAAUCAAGAAUUGCUUGCGAAUAUCAAUGCUUCCGGUAGACUUCACAUGAUACCUGCCAGGGUGAUGGGCAAGUACAUCCUCAGAUUCUGUGUGGUCAAAGAAAAUGCCACUGACGAUGACAUCGAUUACGCGGUGGACGUGAUCGAGGAACACGCUACGGAGGUGAUGCUGGCUCAUUACGAGGGCACCGAGGACGAGUUCAGGGCGAAGGGACCGAAGAGUCCUGCUGCUUUGGACAAGAAGUUGGUGCGGAAAUUCAGCUUCACCAGGAGCGUGACCAGGGACGUUUACAAAAGAUCCAUCUCAAAGUCGAGCCUUCACGAUGGCGCUACGCCCAUCAUGGUGGUGGAUGAUAACUCUCAGGUCGACACCAUUGAAGAAGACGUUUUCUGCAACAGCAGGUCGUGACGAUCCCGUUGAUGAUACCCGGAUGAUUCGUGAUUUAUGCAAUCGGCCGUUGUUCUUGUGUUUGGAAUGUCGCAGCCACGCGAAUAUAAGUGACGGUUUUUAUAGGGAAUAUUUUAUUUAAAUACAGAUUGAGAACUUUGUUGAACGUUUUUGAUGUAGGACAUUACUUUGCGGCAAAGCAGACAGAAGUCUUGAAGAUGUUCGACGAUGAACUUCUUCGGGAAGUUGGCAAAUCGUUUGGGAGUUUGCCUUUACACGCACGAUUGUUAUGCAACGUAAGUUCAACAUGGAAUUUAUUUUCUUAUUUAUUCCGCAAUCAAUCAAAGCAAGAGAUUAUAACGUGCUGACGAAUACGAUCGUUCCGUUUAUGUUAGAAAUUGUAUGAAAUUUUAUAUACAUACACUAUAAUCGGAGAAACAACACAGUGAAUGCAUAAGAUUCAUUGAUUUUCAGAGAUGCUUCUUACUGUAAUUUCGUAUCGGAUUUUGGGAUUACGAAGAAACUAAUUAUACGUAGAGUAAAUGUAUAAACAAUUUAUCGAUCCGUGUAACAAUUCAGAGAAUAUUAAAAAUGAAUAUGUAGCUACACAAAAAUAAGACUUCACUAUUAAGUACAUCGAUUACAUCUUAGGAUAUUGAAUUAUUUAAUUGAACGAACUGUGUACGAAUAAAUGAUACGUUUUCGAUUAGAGUACCGCAAGUAGAUACGAAGUAAAAGACCUAAAAUUCAUGGGUGGAAUUCUUUUUUUUUCCUCGAUCGAUACCAAUCGUAGAAAUAUAUCACACGUAUUUAUUUACCAUGAAUGUUUCAUUUCCGAGAAGAUAGAUACAAAACCCGUUUGAAUUUCUAUCCAACACGAUACAAUAUAAAUUGUACAGUAAAUAUUUAUUUCAUAUGUAAAUUUAACGUAAUAAAAUUGAAGUUCGUGAAGCGAUAAUUACUUUCAUUUUCAUUUCAAGCUAUCAACUAACUAAUUAAACAGAAAUUAAAUAGUAACAGGCAGGUCCCGAUAGGCAAUUUCUAAUAAUGAGAAAUUAUAAAAUGCCCAGGGGCAAUGUAGGAUAUAAUAGACAGCCUUAGGGUAAAGAAGUAAU